CUUGUUUAACGCAUGUAACGCUCGGUAGAAGUUAAAUAGCCAAUAAGAAUUUAGAACGAGAUAUACGCACAGAAAUAUCACUGACGUGUCCCCGAAAAGAAGUGCUUUUUCAGCGAUUCAUGAUCAUUCUCUAUUCGUAUUAAAUUACGAGAACUUACGACAGUAAUCAGUGUGGUUGUAUCAAAUAUAAGAGUGACUUGUAAAAACAGUUAAAAUUAAAUUAUGGCGGCGAUAUUCAAUACUUUCGUUAAUUCCUUCAGCAACAGAUUGGAUGAACCUGUUAGAAAACAUUUAAAAAAUGUUUAUGGUUGUUUGUCCAUGUCAACGGUAUCAGCCGCUGUAGGAGCUUACGUGCACAUGUACACGCAACUCUUACAGGCUAAUUUACUUACCAGUUUGGCUACCAUCGGAUUAUUAUUCGCUUUAAUAAAUGUACCGGACAAUGGGAAAAAUCAUAAACUACGUCUUGGCUAUCUCUUAGGAUUUGCAUUUCUAUCCGGAUUAGGACUUGGUCCUUUACUCGAAAUGGUCAUCAAUAUUGAUCCUUCCAUCGUAGUCACCGCUUUAGUAGGCACCACCCUUCUGUUCGUGUCAUUCAGCAUUUCUGCGCUUUUGGCUGAACGAGGUCAUUGGUUAUAUCUAGGCGGUAUAAUAUUCAGCAUGCUAAAUAUUAUGUUUAUGACAUUCUUCGUCAAUCUUUUCUUACGCUCCCAGUUUAUUUACCAAGCUCAUCUCUAUAUUGGAUUUUUCUUAAUGUGCGCUUUCAUCAUUUAUGAUACACAAUUGAUUAUUGAGAAACAUCACAUGGGUAACAAAGAUUUCAUUGCGCAUUCUUUGGAUCUAUUCAUGGAUUUCAUCAGUGUAUUCCGUCACUUACUUGUGAUUCUCGCGCAAAAGGAAAUUUCUAAGGAACAACAACGUAAACGUAAAGAUUAAAAUGAAAAAAAAAAGAAAUCAGAAGAAUUGAAGAGCGUUUACAACAAGUGCAAAAAAAACAUCAUUGCAUCCCAAGUAAAAUCCAUAAUCCUAGAGGUCUUCAUCUAAAAUAAAAACAAAAAUCCAUAAAUAGAUAUAUACCAUAGAUUUUAUACUGUUGGAUAAAUUGCUAACGUUUUCUUUUUCUAUUUUUCUUUUUUUCUUCUUCUUCUUCUUCUUCUUCUUCUCUCUUUUUAUUUUCUAACAAUGAUAAAAAUCAAAACGAUACUAAUCCAGAGAUACUAUUUAAUAUAAUACAUAACUCCUAUUUUAUUUUUAUUCGAAAAAAUAUAUAUAUAUAUGUAUAUUUUUUAUAAGUUUCUAAUAUUAUAACAAAUUAUAAUCGAAAAAUUCAAAGAGGACCACUUAUAUUCGAAUUACAAAAACAAAAAUAUCAUAAUAACAAAAUUUCAUUAUGUGCAUUAUUAUUAUUAUUAUGUGUGUUGCACACUAUUGUGCGGAAUAGGAGGUGGUGGGAGGUUCGGUGUCCUACUAAUGGCUCUUUAAAAACUACAGCACUCUGUUUAUCUAACUUUCUUUUUCCAACAUGGUGUAGAAAGUUAGAAUUCUAAAAAUAGAAGCUUGUAUACUAUUUCGUUCUCUCUCUCUCUCUCUAUCUCUCUUUUUCUUCAUAUAUAUAUAUAUAUGGAUAUUAUAAUAAUUUCAAUAUUAAUAGGAUUGGGGAAAGCAUAUUCAUUGGUAUAAGAUCUAUGAUAGAUGAAAACAUUUACAUACAUGACACGUUACCCAUACACAUAUUAACAUACAUUACACAUACUCGCAUAAAACAUAAGUAUAUCUAUAUAUAUAUAGUUCAUAAUUAAACAACAACAAGAAGAAAAAACAGAAAAAUAAACAAUACAAAGCUAUAUUUACUAUAAAGAGCAAAAGUUAAAUGAUUAGUGCUCGUUUAAUACUUUGAAGAACUUAGAUAAAUGUUAUAUCAACCGGUAUACGGUACAACAAUGUAAUUAUUUGGGUCGUCGAUAUUAUCACUUCCUUCUAUGAAUUACCAUUUUCUGUAUUUAGAUUUAUACAAGAUAUGUAAAUGCAUAUAUAAAUUUAUUGUAUAUUUUUAACUUUCAAUAAACAAAUUUUCCGAGUUUU
Molecule: messenger RNA, 2082 nt
Organism: Polistes canadensis
Lineage: Eukaryota; Metazoa; Arthropoda; Insecta; Hymenoptera; Vespidae
Gene: BI-1
Product: probable Bax inhibitor 1
Exons: 4
Coding region: 223-936 (237 amino acids)
Biological process (GO): negative regulation of endoribonuclease activity; negative regulation of RNA splicing; cellular response to unfolded protein
Cellular component (GO): mitochondrial membrane
Molecular function (GO): enzyme binding
Source: RefSeq, a predicted model, not a curated record